AUGAUCAUCCCUGUGCAGUGUUUCACUUGCGGCAAGGUUGUUGGCAAAUGGGAGGCCUACCUGGGCCUGCUGCAUGCCGAAUAUACCGAGGGUGAUGCAAAGGACGCAUUGGGCCUGAAGCGAUAUUGCUUUAGAUGGAUGCUCCUCUCCCACAUUGACCUGAUUGAGAAACUCCUGAACUAUGCACCUCUGGAGAAGUGA
Pristis pectinata (smalltooth sawfish) is the source of this 201-nucleotide messenger RNA. RefSeq names its product DNA-directed RNA polymerases I, II, and III subunit RPABC5-like. Gene Ontology annotation, molecular function: DNA-directed RNA polymerase activity; DNA binding; zinc ion binding. Gene Ontology annotation, cellular component: RNA polymerase II, core complex; RNA polymerase III complex; RNA polymerase I complex. Gene Ontology annotation, biological process: transcription by RNA polymerase I; tRNA transcription by RNA polymerase III; transcription by RNA polymerase II. Lineage: Eukaryota; Metazoa; Chordata; Chondrichthyes; Rhinopristiformes; Pristidae. The record is from RefSeq and is a predicted model, not a curated record.